Messenger RNA from Rosa rugosa (rugosa rose), 1225 nucleotides. Its product is annotated as GDSL esterase/lipase At5g55050-like. Gene Ontology annotation, molecular function: hydrolase activity, acting on ester bonds. The transcript has 5 exons. Bases 48 to 1145 code for a protein of 365 amino acids. The record is from RefSeq and is a predicted model, not a curated record. Lineage: Eukaryota; Viridiplantae; Streptophyta; Magnoliopsida; Rosales; Rosaceae.
UUAUUCAUUCAACAACCACAAGUAUAUCUCAUACCAAAUUCGGAACCAUGACCAUGGAAGCUUGCAGUGUUUCUCCUACGAUUUUCUUCACCAUCUUCUCCAUUAUCGUUUCUGUGUUCAUCGCUUUCUCAAAUGCCCAGACGGUUCCGGCCAUUUACAUAUUUGGAGACUCCCUAUUGGAUGUUGGUAACAACAAUUACCUUACCAUCUCUGUGGCCAAGGCAAAUUUUCCUCACAACGGUAUCGAUUUUCCGACCAAGAAAGCAACCGGGAGGUUUUGCAAUGGCAAGAAUGCUGCAGAUUUUCUGGCUGAGAAAGUAGGAUUGCCAACUUCCCCACCAUAUCUGUCGCUUGUAUCAAAAUCUAAUAAGCAAAAGGGGUCCUUCGAAGCUGGAGUAAGCUUCGCCUCUGGAGGGGCUGGAAUCUUCAACGGCACCGAUGAUGAAUAUCGUCAGUCACUACCUUUGACAAAACAAAUAGGCUACUAUUCACAAGUGUGUGAAGAACUUCGGCAACAAUUAGGAGCUCAAGCUGCCCAAGACCAUCUAUCGAAAUCUCUACAUGUCGUUCUUAUUGGAAGCAAUGACGUUUUCGGCUACUUAGAUUCAUCCAGCACCCAAAAGCAAUACACACCGGACCAGUAUGUGGAUUUGAUGCUGUCUACUCUUAAACAACACUUACAGAGAAUACACAGUCUUGGUGCACGAAAAUUUGUAAUUCUCGGGACUGGACCCGUUGGAUGUUGUCCAGCACGAAGGGAUGAUAAAACAGGAGAGUGCAAUGAAGUAGGAAACUCCAUCUCUGCAAAGUAUAGUGAUGGCCUCAAGUCAAUGAUGCAGCAAUUGAAACCGGCACUGGGCAUAAACUACUCCUUCUUCGAGACUUAUGGCAUCUUCCGUAACAUCGACCAGAAUCCAUCAACUUACGGAUUUAAUGAGACUAAAGCUGCAUGCUGUGGCCUCGGGUAUCUUAACGCAAAGGCUCCUUGUAUACCAGUUUCAUCCUACUGCUCCAAUAGAAGGGACCAUAUGUUCUGGGAUUUUUACCAUCCUACAGAGGCAACUCACAAAAUCUUGGUGGAACAUCUUUUUGAGGGUUCCACAUACACAGUCCCAAUGAAUGUGAAGAAUUUAGUUUCUCUCUGAAACCUCAAGAACCCCUUAUGUAAUCAGAAUGUACAGAAAGAAAGAAAGAUAUAUAAGAUUUGGAAACCACCUUAUACUAA